UCAAAGGAUGGCUAAAGAAAAUGUCAUCUGGCUGACAGCUACCAACCUAGUCCUGGCUGACUGGAGUAAACCAGCAGAGGACCUGAGUGUAUGGGGUGGAUUAUAGUGUACGGGGUGGAUUUAAAUUCUCCAUAUCAACGUAUGAACUUGAAUCCAAAGAGACACCUGGGAACCACUGUUGGAUACAGUUUGACACAAGCAAAGAUGUUGAACCUGUGGCAUCUUUUAAUGGUGGUGGUGCUCCUGCAUGAAGGGUCGAAGGGGACCCUUGUAAAGCUCAACAAUGGUGGAUUUGAGGACGUUGUUAUUGGAAUUAACCCUGGGCUACCUGAAGAUAACAAAAUCAUUAACAACAUACAAGAUAUGGUUAAAGAGGCUUCAUCUUAUCUCUUUAAAGCUUCAGAGCAGAGGUUUUAUUUCAAGACUAUAAAAAUUGUAAUACCUUCAACAUGGACAUCAAAACCUGAAUACAGAAGAGUCACCAGAGAAUCCUAUGAUAAUGCUGAUGUCAUAGUGGCAGAACCUUUCCUGAAAUAUGGAGAUGAUCCCUACACCUUGCAGUAUGGAGGAUGUGCUAAACAGGGACGCUACAUUCAUUUCACUCCUAACUUCAUGACAAAUGACAGUUUGCGUGAUUUUUAUGGAUCACGAGGCAAAGUCUUAGUCCAUGAAUGGGCUCAUCUCAGAUGGGGUGUCUUUGAUGAAUACAAUAAAGAUGCACCUUUCUAUUCUACUGGGGGAAAAAAGGCUGAAGCAACAAGAUGCUCAGCUGAUAUCACUGGCCAAUAUAUAUUCCAAACUAGUAUGGGAAAAACCAGAAAAUGCAAAAUUGUUCGUGAAACUCAGCUUUAUGAGCCUGGAUGCCAGUUUAUUCCCAACAAAAAGCAAAAAUCUCCAGCAUCAAUAAUGUACAUGCAAAGUCUCUCUUCAAUUACUCAAUUCUGUGACAAAAGUAGUCAUAACAUUAAGGCACCAAAUAUGCAGAACAGAAUGUGCAGCUACAGAAGCACGUGGGAAGUGAUUAUGAACUCCACUGAUUUUGCCACUUCAUCUCCAAUUAGUACACUUCCUCCUGAACCCACUAUUUCCUUGAUGCAAAUGCGGGAGAGAACUGUGUGUCUAGUACUUGAUGUUUCUGGAAGUAUGAGUAGGAAUAAUCGGAUUUCUCGUCUGAAGCAAGCAGCAGAACUAUUUAUUCUCCAGAUUAUUGAAAUGGGAUCCUGGCUUGGAAUUGUAACAUCCAAUAAUGAAGCAACAAUAAAGACUGAUUUGCAACAUAUUGUCAAUGACAGUGUGCGCCAAAGUCUUACAGGCUAUCUUCCUAUUACAGCAAGUGGUGGAACUAACAUAUGUGAUGGAGUGCUCACAGGAUUUCAGGUGUUUUUACAAAAAUAUACGAGUACAGAAGGCUGUGAAAUUGUGCUUUUGACAGAUGGAGAAGAUACGGCUGUAAGCUCUUGUUUUCCUAAGGUUCGAAGCAGUGGGUCUAUAAUUCAUACCAUUGCUUUGGGUCCAGAGGCUGCAAAAAACCUAGAAAAACUGGCAGAGAUGACAGGAGGUUUGAUGUUUUCUGUCACUGAUAGUUUGGAUUCCAAUGGCCUCAUAGAUGCUUUCAGUGGGAUAUCAUCAGGAAGUGGAAUCAUCAGUCAACAAUCUAUUCAGCUUGAAAGUAAGGGAGAAACCAUUGGUCCCAUGAAAUGGCUGGAUGGUACUAUAAUUAUUGAUAAAACUGUGGGAAAUGACACUUUCUUUCUGAUUACAUGGAGUGCGGGCAAAAAAGCACCAGGGAUUUUUCUGACAGAUCCCAAAGGAAAGAAGUACACUACCACAGACUUUGCAGUUGAUAACACUAAUGUUCGAACAGCUAGGCUGAAGAUUCCUGGAACUGCAAAGACAGGAAACUGGUAUUAUUCAAUUCUGAAUACACACACAGCAGCUCAAGUCAUUUCGAUAACAGUUACCACCCGAGCAGCAUCUGCAAAUGUUCCUCCAGUGACUGUGAAAUCCUACAUAAGUAGUAAUAGCAACAACUUUCCAAAUCCAAUGAUCAUUUAUGCAGAGGUCACCCAGGGGUUUUUGCCUGUUGUUGAUGCAAAUGUCAUAGCCACAGUUGAAUCAGCAUCUGGGAUAUCUUCAGACCUAGAGCUCUUUGAUAAUGGUUUAGGUGCUGAUAUUAUAAAGCAUGAUGGAAUCUAUUCAAGGUAUUUCACAUCUUUCAAAGAAAAUGGCAGAUACAGCAUCAAAGUACGUGUACAAGGAAAAGACAAGACUGUUAGAAGAACUCGUAGGCAAAGUCAAGCUAUCUAUGUACCGGGUUAUGUAGACAAUGGUGUAAUAAUAUUGAAUCCCCCAAGACCUAACACUACUGUAGAUGAAAACCCAAACAUAGGAUCUUUCAACAGAACAACAUCAGGAGGUUCUAUUGUGGUAACAGACGUUCCUACUGUAAUUCCCUCAGAUGUCUUUCCUCCAAGUAAAAUCACCGACCUUCAGGUUGACUUUAAUGAUCAUGAAUUCUUUUUGACUUGGACAGCUCCUGGGGAUGAUUAUGAUUCAGGAAAAGCUGAAAGAUAUGAAAUAAAAAAGAGUGAAAACCCCUUGGAAUUAACAGAUGCUACAUUUCCUAAAGCCACCUCUGUGAACACUUCUGAUCUGAUACCUAAAGAUGCUGGAGUCAAAGAGUUCUUUUGGUAUAAGCCAGAGAACUUUUCCAAAAAAAAUGCCGCCUCGGUCUAUUUUGCCAUUCGUGCCAUUGAUGACAACAACAAUGUUGGAGAAGUAUCUAAUAUUGCAAAGGUGUCUCUGAAUCUUGAUGUAUUGCCUAGUACUCCUACUAGUUUCACUACUACUGCUCCUAAAAACAGUUCAUCGAAUACUUUUACCACAACUAUGAUCAUAGUUUGUCUCCUUGUAGUUAUUAGUGCCAUUGUUCUCAUAACGAUAUAUACUUCACGUAAGCCAAGAAACAGGCGUCCUGAGACUAACAUAUAA
Molecule: messenger RNA, 2991 nt
Organism: Sceloporus undulatus (fence lizard)
Lineage: Eukaryota; Metazoa; Chordata; Lepidosauria; Squamata; Phrynosomatidae
Product: calcium-activated chloride channel regulator 1-like
Exons: 15
Coding region: 91-2991 (966 amino acids)
Biological process (GO): chloride transport
Molecular function (GO): intracellularly calcium-gated chloride channel activity
Source: RefSeq, a predicted model, not a curated record